ACUGUGGCCAGUAGCGCCGGGGCCAGUGGAUGAACGGCCAGGGCAGCGGAGAACGAGCGGAGCCGGUUCCCCCGCGACAGUGGACGCGCCCGGGGCGGGGCCUGGGGGGAGUUCUUCCCGUGCGGCCGGACCGGGCCGCGCAGUCUGGAACGCGCCGCCGCCAUGAUCAUUCCUGUACGGUGUUUCACUUGCGGCAAGAUCGUCGGCAACAAGUGGGAGGCCUACCUGGGGCUGCUGCAGGCCGAGUACACUGAGGGGGAUGCGCUGGACGCCCUGGGCCUGAAGCGCUACUGCUGCCGCCGGAUGCUGCUGGCCCACGUGGACCUGAUCGAGAAGCUGCUCAAUUAUGCACCCCUGGAGAAGUGACCAGGCUGGGGUCCGCCUACCUGCCAUGCUGACCAUGGGCCAUGAGCAUCCUGCCCCAAGUUCACAAGGCUGAGGCAUCCAGGAGCUGGCGCAAUGCCUCGCCACAGCAUGUGUGUGUCCCAUCCCCCACUCUGGAAGGAACCAUCCAGUAAAGGUCUUUCAGAACUA
Messenger RNA from Chlorocebus sabaeus (green monkey), 534 nucleotides. It is a transcript of the gene POLR2L, whose product is annotated as RNA polymerase II, I and III subunit L. Gene Ontology annotation, cellular component: RNA polymerase I complex; RNA polymerase II, core complex; RNA polymerase III complex. NCBI's taxonomy places the organism in Eukaryota, Metazoa, Chordata, Mammalia, Primates, Cercopithecidae. Gene Ontology annotation, biological process: transcription by RNA polymerase I; tRNA transcription by RNA polymerase III; transcription by RNA polymerase II. Gene Ontology annotation, molecular function: zinc ion binding; DNA binding. The record is from RefSeq and is a predicted model, not a curated record.